This is a messenger RNA of Penicillium vulpinum, 3387 nucleotides long. RefSeq names its product ankyrin repeat protein. Gene Ontology annotation, biological process: metal ion transport; transmembrane transport. Gene Ontology annotation, cellular component: membrane. The record is from RefSeq and is a predicted model, not a curated record. NCBI's taxonomy places the organism in Eukaryota, Fungi, Ascomycota, Eurotiomycetes, Eurotiales, Aspergillaceae. The coding region runs from base 1 to 3387 and encodes 1128 amino acids. The transcript has a single exon. Gene Ontology annotation, molecular function: metal ion transmembrane transporter activity; protein binding.
AUGCCACCCUCCCGCUCCAGCGUGACGAGCGACAGCCACGAGCGCCUCGAACCACGGCUCCUACGCGCAGCAGAAUCAAACGAUAUCGACUCUCUCAAAAAUAUAAUAACCCUCGCCCAAGAGUACAACCAACUAACCGACAACUUCCUCCGCAUCGGGCUAAUGCGCAGCGCCGAACGAGGAUGCAUCGCCGCAACAGAAUACCUCCUCACCCAAGGCGCGAAAACAGACGUCCCCUCCAACCGAGCCUCACCCCUCCUCCGUGCUGUAGAGCGCGACCACUACGAAAUCGUCCGUCUCCUCCUUGACCACGGCGCGAGUCCUGACUCCGCCGAUAAAGAGGGCCGCACAGCCCUCAUGACCGCAGCAUGGAAGAACCACGCCGACAUCCUGCAUUUGCUCAUUAUGCGCGGGGCAGAUAUGAACAAGCACGAUUUGCGCCGAAGGAAUGUGUUGCAUAACCUCGCUGCUGAUAAGUCUUGCCGAUGGGGGUGGGGGGAUGAGAUUGUCAAAUUGUUAUUGAGAACAAAGUGUCUUGUUGAUGGGGAUGAGGGGAAGGAUGAACUUGGGCGUACGCCGCUGCAUUGGGCUUGUGCAACGGGGAAUUGGAGGUUGGCGGAGCUGUUGCUGACGAGGACUAUUGAGAGGGACGGGGAGGAGGUCCAGAUGCCCGCAGAGAUCGAUGCAGUUGAGCUGCGUGGUAAGACGGCGUUGCAUAUUGCUACGGCUCAUGACCGUGCGGAUAUCGUGCUGCUGCUGCUCGCGCACAAGGCUGCUGUUAAUGCUACUAGUGAUGGUGGUUGGACGCCGCUUCAUAAUGCCUGUGAUAAUGGGUGUGAGGAGAUUGUACGCAUUUUGAUCAGCGAAGGUGCGCAUAUCAAUGCUCAGCUUUUAAAUGGAAUUACGCCGCUGCAUCUUGCUGCGCAGGGGGGCCACCGCGAGGUUGUGCGGUGUCUUCUCGAGAGGCCGGAUCUGAAACGCCGUGUUAGGGAUAAUUUUGGCAGUACACCGUUUCUGCGCGCGGCGCAGUUCAAGCGAAAGGAUAUUGUGUUGUUGCUUGCGCCGUUUAACAAUGUCGAGAGUCUGUCCGAUGAUGUCAAGGAGGCUUGUGCGGCAUUCGAUGCUACUGUUGUUGAUUUUGGAAACUUUCAUAAUGAGAAUCGGGUUAAGCGCAUGUCAGUGUUUAAUUUGCUUUAUGGGAGAGACCAGGAGAAUCCUAGAAAACAGGCUGUUACCACUGUGCCAGCUGAUAGUCGCGCAACUGAUUUCCGGUGGAUUCACCUACCGGCGAAUAAUAUGGCGUGGGUGGAAGCUCUGCUUACCAAGUCUUUUAUCGAGGAGGGGGCUCACGAUGUUGAUGGGUUCAAGGGGCUGGAGAAGUCUUUCAAUUAUCAGCAUCGGGGUCAAAGAACUCACUCGCACUUUAUGCGGCCGUUGUGUCAGAAUACACCCCGGACGAUGCUGCGGCGAUAUGAGGAGGAGAGUUCCGAGGAGCCUGUAUCUGAUCAUGCACAGGCGAAGGCCACAGAUAGCGGUGCCCGCAAGCAAAAAAGCACAAGUGGCAAGCCUGAAAAGGUGGAUUCUUAUUUCCCCGAUGAAGGGGCAGGGCCACAUGGGAAAAAGGGUAAAACCAACCCAAAGCGUGGCAAGUCGGGCAGCGCACCGGGAACUCCCAAGCCGCAGGAGACGAAAGGGAAGUCACCGUGGGGCCAGGGCGAGAAGCAGGCGAGGUCAUCAACCCUACCUUCAUCAACCCUUUGUAAAGAUCCUCACCCUCUGGUUUCUGCAUGUAAUGUCUGCGUAUUCAUGCCAUAUUUACACUUUGAGACCACAGAGCGCAGACAAAGGAUGCAGGAUGCAAUCUCACGAGCAGAAACGCUUGAUCUUGCACCCAAUGGGAUAAAGAGAUUGCGCACAAGAGACGUAUUGCUCAUCGACGCUCAUCUAUCAUCCUCAACAACCUCCCUCCAUGUCCGUCGAACACUGGACCAGUUUUUCUACCCAAACAUCGAUACCAAGAGCCGUGACCAGGAUCAAGUGGUGUACCGGUACCAGACCAAAAGUCCAGGAAUGGAGUCAGACCCCAAGAUAUUCAUGGUGGAUCAACUAUGGAUGUGGGUUCUAGGUACAAAUCUGAUUGUAACAGCCUUCCCACAGAGAUGGGAUCAACCUAAGAAUGACCCGCUCAACGUGCUGGAUGGGAUUAUCGAGGAUAUCAAUUCUAAAACCCGAGACCCUGUUAAAUCUGUCUAUGAUCUAGCCAUGAUAAUCACCAAUCGAUGCUCGGGAGUCUUUGAUCGACACCGCUUGGGCGAUGAGGAGUACCAAUUCCUAGAUAUGUUCGAGUCAUCCAUUGGUAUAGCUACGGACAAAGAAACCGUGCUCUUUAACCAAUUCAACCACGCCUCCGGACAGGCAUCAGACUGGCUGAAAAGCCACCGGAAGCUGAACGGCUCCUACAGCUCCUCACCAAAGUCAGGCAAUGGAACAACCGACAACGAUCAAAGCAGUAACUACUGCGACGAGGACGGGCAGCCACUAUUCGUCGACCGGCUCCUGGAUAUCGGACAGGAAACUAAUCUCCUAGCCGAGAUAAAGGACAUCCGAGACGAGCUGAACAUGAUCCGGACGGUGCUGGAGUACCAGAAUAACGUACUGCUUGAUUUCCAGGAUGUCAUCUGUGAGACCUAUCAAGGCCAGCACCGGUCUCAAUUCGAGGUCAAAAAACGGUUCAAAGACCAGCAGCGCAUGAUCGACAUGCAUCUGAAGGAUAUUGACCGCAUGGAUAAACAGGCUGAGCGAAUCUACCACUCCAUCACGGACCUGCUCGAUCUCAAGCAGAAACACGCCAAUGCGUUUGAAGCACGUUUUGCCCGUGACCAGGCAGCCGGUACAGCCCGUCAGGGAAAGACAAUCAUGGUCUUCACUAUUGUUACUAUUAUUUUCCUGCCGUUAUCGUUUAUCGCUUCUGUCUUCACGAUCAACCUGAAGCAAUUCGAAAACUUGAGUCUUGGUUAUGUGGCAAAGUAUACUUUUGGUAUCGGCUUUGCAAUCUCCAUCCCACUUAUCUGGGUUGCUCUCACUGUUGAUGAUAUUGGUGGUUUCUUCCGCGUGGGUAGCCGACGCUGGCGAUCUAACCGGGAGAAGAUGCUUGCAAAGGGUGAACAGGGCGAGGACACGUUCCAGACUUUAGAAAUGGAGAAAAUUAUAAGUUUGUCGCGCAUGCGGAGGAGCAUCGACGUUGGAUAUAGUGGCACUCUGCUACCUGUUUCUACACGCGGCACUGAGGCGUCGAGGCGGCCUAAUCUAUACGUCAGUGAAUUAGGCAAUGGCACUGUGCGAACAAGUUACGAUCUGCGGUUUAGUCAGGAUUACAGAUCACGAUGA